AGACGUAAAUCGUAUCGUCCAGAGCCAUCAUAAAUAUGUAUGAGUUUUACUCCACAAACUUCAACUAUCAGCCGCCGGCUUAUCCAAAUCCUUAUGCCUAUAACGGGCCUGAUAUGAAUUCAUCGUGUGCACACCGGUUUCCAGGCUAUGGGUUCCAUUCUCCAGGCCCAAUACACACAACUGCUGCUGUACCAAGCUACCAGCCUUGUGAGCGAGUUUCGAACGUCUCAAGAUUGGAGAGCGUGAGAAUGGCCAACAACACGCCCUUGCGUUCAGAUUUCUGCACUAGAACGCUGCACCAUUUUCCACCCACUCCACCACCAAACAUAAACACCAUCAACUGCAGCGAUGAGCCGCUAAAGAAACAAAGCAUGGAUAAAAUGCUUGAGGACAGCGAUGAAGAAGGUUCCAAAAACAAGGCAAGGAAGGAAAGAACAGUAUUCACAAAAUAUCAGCUACACGAACUUGAAAAAGAGUUUGGCCGAAACAACUAUUUGACCAGACUGCGUCGAUACGAAGUGGCUGUCAGUUUGGACUUAACAGAGAGACAAGUGAAAGUAUGGUUCCAGAACAGAAGAAUGAAAUGGAAAAGAGUACGAGGAGGAAUACCCCCCAAGAAAACUGCUUAUGCGGAUCAAAUGGAUCUGGCAAUUUAUUGAACAGUGGUACGAAAGAUUCUAAUUUUUCGUCAUAAAGUUAUUGGUGCAAACUUAAAACACUGUAAGGUCUAUUGAUCAAGAAAUUAUUUGCCUUUUGUUACCAAAUGUUAUGAAGGAAUCUUUCUUUGAGUUCAUGUUCUAUAUUAUUAAGUAAAUGUACGAAAUUGCAUUUUUCAAAGUUUUGAUCAAUUCUUCCUCCUUCAGACGAUGGUUAAAAUAACAAUUUUUUUAAAUAUAUAUUGAAUUACCUAAUUGAUUGAAAUAGGAUUGACUGAUUUUAAUUUAAAACCAGCACCGCACCAUGCACUCACUUGUUAAAUGGUUUUUCCUCAACCAUUGUCUUUAACAUUUAAUUUACAUUCAACAGCACUGUAUCAAAUCUCCCAAAACAUCGAAUCAAACCCGACCUUCGAUGUCCUAUAAUUUCCUUCAGGAAGUGUUAAGCUCAUAAGGUAUAACACUUGUGCAAUUUCACCUGAUUUAUUCUCCAAUUAACAGGAAUUAUAUUGGGCUAACAAACGCUAAAUGCUGACAUAAACAACUCAGCUUGGCAAAUGCUAGGAACUCAUGCUCAAUAGAUUUUUGACGUUCAGUUUAAAACGUUCUUUUCAUUUGUUUGUUCAAAGUGAAAUACUGUACAUCUUCUUUGAUAUAAUCAUUUUAUUCAGAGAGAUCAUUCCGGUGUAAGAGUUUAUUUUAGUUAUGUAUAGAAAUGCACAUAAUUUGGAGAGAUCACACAUCAAGAAUGUCUGUGUUCAGCUAUUUAUUGUUUAUACAAAUUAUUUACAAGAAUGCUUUGAAAAAAUAUUUACCACGAUAUAAUACGUUACCGCAAGCGUAGAUAUAUGUAUACAUAAAAUAAAAACAGUGUGAUGUAAAGUUAGAAUAACACGAAUAAAUGUUUAAAAUGAUA
Molecule: messenger RNA, 1572 nt
Organism: Pocillopora damicornis (cauliflower coral)
Lineage: Eukaryota; Metazoa; Cnidaria; Anthozoa; Scleractinia; Pocilloporidae
Product: homeobox protein MOX-1
Biological process (GO): positive regulation of transcription by RNA polymerase II
Cellular component (GO): nucleus
Molecular function (GO): RNA polymerase II cis-regulatory region sequence-specific DNA binding; DNA-binding transcription factor activity, RNA polymerase II-specific
Source: RefSeq, a predicted model, not a curated record